Messenger RNA from Suncus etruscus (white-toothed pygmy shrew), 5593 nucleotides. RefSeq names its product latent transforming growth factor beta binding protein 4 (gene LTBP4). Lineage: Eukaryota; Metazoa; Chordata; Mammalia; Eulipotyphla; Soricidae. Gene Ontology annotation, molecular function: calcium ion binding. The record is from RefSeq and is a predicted model, not a curated record. The transcript is spliced from 33 exons. Bases 71 to 5431 code for a protein of 1786 amino acids.
CCUAGCAACGAGCAUCGAAGAUCCCCUGGAUCCUAGGCAGAAGGGAGCAUUUCAGCAGCGCCCCCAGCAAAUGCUCCAGCCACCGGUGUUGCUGCUUGUCGCUGCUGCCCAGGCCAGUCGGCCAGAAGGAACCACUGCUUCCGAGUCCUGGGCUGUCUCCAAAGCCUCCUGCAGGGUCCAGAACUGCACGGCCCCCAAGUGCAGAGGUGCUCGGCCCUGUCGAUCGCUGUCGCCCCCAACACCCAGUCCCGGCGUGAAGAAGAGACAGGUGUCCCUUAACUGGCAGCCGCUGACACUGCAGGAGGCCCAAGCUCUGCUGAAGCGGCGGCGACAGCCCCAUGGGCUGGGGGGCCGAUCCCUGCUGAGAAGGAGGCCCCCCCAGCACAACCCUGUGGGCCAGGCCCCGGUCCUGUGUCCGUUGAUCUGUCACAACGGCGGCGUGUGCGUGAGGACCGACCGCUGCCUCUGUCCCCCGGACUUCACUGGCAAGUUCUGCCAGUUGCAUUCUUCGGGGGCGCAGCCGCCCGCCCCAGCCAUGCCAGGCCACACCCGCUCAGUGUACACGAUGCCUCUGGCCAACCACCGCGACGACGAGCACGGUGUGGCCUCCAUGGUGAGCGUGCACGUGGAGCACCCACAGGAGGCCUCGGUGGUGGUGCACCAGGUGGAACGAGUGUCUGGCUCGUGGGACGAGUCUAAUGCCGAGGCCGUGGCAAGGGCCGAGGCGGUGGCCCGGGCCGAGGCCGCGGCUCCUUACACGGUGCUGGCCCAGAGCGCACCCCGCGAGGAAGGCUACUCGGAUGCCUCCGGCUACGGCUAUUGCUUUCGGGAGCUGCGCCAAGGCGAAUGCGUAUCCCCGAUGCCCGGGCUGCGGACUCAGGAUGUCUGCUGCAGAGGGGGUGGCCUGGCCUGGGGUGUUCACGACUGUCAACCAUGCUCUGAGUACUUGGGGAACCCCGACCGAGGGGCAGAUGGACCUUGUCCAACAGGCUUUGAAAGAGUUAAUGGGUCCUGCCAAGAUGUGGAUGAGUGCGCCACAGGCGGGCGCUGCCAGCAUGGAGAGUGUGCGAACACGCGUGGCGGCUACACAUGUGUGUGCCCCGAUGGGUUUCUGCUCGAUUCCUCCCGAAGCAGCUGCAUCUCCCAACACGUGAUCUCAGAGGCCAAGGGGCCUUGCUUCCGAGUGCUCCGCGACGGUGGCUGCUCGCUGCCCAUUCUGCGAAACAUCACCAAGCAGAUCUGCUGCUGUAGUCGCGUGGGCAAAGCCUGGGGCCGGGGCUGCCAGCUCUGUCCCCCCUAUGGCUCAGAGGGUUUUCGAGAGAUCUGCCCGGCCGGCCCAGGGUACCACUACUCAGCCUCUGAUCUCCGUUACAACACCAGACCUCUGAGCCAGGACCCACCCCGUGUGUCUGUCAGCCAGACCAGAACCCCGAUCUCCACCAACAGGCCACCAAUAGAGUCCAGACCUGAGCGCCGGCCUGACACCCGGCCUGACACCCGGCCCGAUCGAAGGCCUGAAACCCGGCCUGACCAUCGGCCCGAGCCCCGGCCUGACCGUCGGCCUGAAACCCGGCCAGACCAUCGACCUGAAACCCGGCCUGACCAUCGACCUGAAACCCGGCCUGACCGUCGGCCUGAAACCCGGCCUGAGCACCGACCCGAGGUCAGACCAGAGCGCAGACCAGAUCCCAGACCCGAACGCAGACCAGAGGCCCGUCCAGGUCCUGAGCUUCCUGUUCCCAGCAUCCCAGCUUGGACUGGACCUGAGAUCCUCGAAACAGGUGCCUGUCAGCGAAAUCCUCAGAUCUGUGGAGCAGGUCGUUGCAUCCCCCGACCCAGCGGCUACACCUGUGCCUGCGACGCUGGCUUCCGGAUCAACCCCCAGGGCACACGCUGCAUCGAUGUGGACGAAUGUCGCCGGGUACCUGCACCAUGUACUCCUGGGCGCUGCGAAAACACGCCUGGCAGCUUCCGUUGUGUGUGUGGUCUGGGCUACCGAUCUGGCCCACGGGCCACGGAGUGUCUGGAUGUGAAUGAAUGCCACCGCGUGCCACCACCGUGUGAUCGCGGACGCUGCGAGAACACGCCUGGCAGCUUCCUAUGUGUGUGCCCAGCUGGGUAUCAGGCCGAGCCCCAUGGAGCCAGCUGCCAAGAUGUGAACGAGUGUACCCAGAGCCCGGGCCUGUGUGGCCGUGGGGUGUGUGAGAAUCUGCCCGGCUCUUUCCGCUGUGUCUGCCCGGCUGGUUUCCGGGGCUCAUCCUGUGAGGAGGACGUGGACGAGUGUGCCCAGGUGCCGCCACCCUGUGGGCCUGGCCGCUGUGACAACACCGCCGGCUCCUACCACUGUGCGUGUCCCUCGGGCUUCCGGUCCCGAGGGCCUGGCGCCCCCUGCCAAGAUGUGGAUGAGUGUGCACGGAGCCCCCCACCCUGCUCCUAUGGCCGGUGUGAGAACACUGAAGGCAGUUUCCAGUGUGUCUGCCCCACUGGCUUCCAGCCCAACGCGGCCCGCUCUGCAUGCGAGGAUGUGGAUGAGUGUGAGAACCACUUGGCAUGUCCGGGGCAGGAGUGUGUGAACUCACCCGGCUCAUUCCAGUGCAGAGCCUGCCCUGCUGGUCACCACCUCCUCCGAGGCCGCUGCAUGGAUGUGGAUGAGUGUAGUUCGGGCGCUUCCUGCGGCCCCCAUGGACACUGCACCAACACCGAAGGUUCCUUCCGCUGCACCUGCGCCCCCGGCUACCGGGCUCCAGCGAGGCGGCCUGGGCCCUGUGCAGACAUUAACGAGUGCCUGGAGGGAGACUUCUGUUUCCCCCAUGGCGAGUGCCUCAACACGGAUGGCUCCUUCGCCUGCACUUGUGCACCCGGAUACCGGCCUGGACCCCGUGGAGCCUCUUGCCUUGACGUGGACGAGUGCAGCGAGGAAGACCUUUGCCAAAGUGGCAUCUGUACCAACACCGAAGGCUCUUUCGAGUGUGUCUGUCCCCCUGGACACCGUGCCAGUGCUGACCUUGCCUCCUGCCAAGACAUUGACGAAUGUAGAGAGCAGGGCCCGGCCCUGUGCGGGUCACAGCGCUGUGAGAACUCACCAGGCUCCUACCGCUGUGUCCGUGAUUGCGACCCUGGAUACCACGCGGGCCCAGAGGGCACCUGUGAUGACGUGGACGAGUGCCAAGAGUAUGGAGCAUCAAUUUGUGGAACUCAGCGCUGCGAGAACACCCCUGGCUCCUACCGCUGUAUGCCGGCCUGUGAGCCCGGCUAUCAGCCUACUCCUGGCGGGGGAUGUCAGGAUGUGGACGAAUGCCGGAACCGAUCCUUCUGCGGGUCCCAUGCCGUGUGCCAGAACCUGCCAGGCUCCUUCCAGUGCCUCUGUGACCAGGGCUACGAGGGGGCGAGGGACGGGCGCCACUGCGUGGAUGUGAACGAGUGUGAGACGCUGCAGGGUGUGUGUGGAACUGCCUUGUGUGAGAACGUGGAAGGCUCUUUCCUCUGUGUCUGCCCCACCAGCCCUGAGGAGUUUGACCCCAUGACAGGGCGCUGUGUUCCCCCAAGGACUUCUUCAAGUUCUGCCGGCACAUUCCCAGGCUCGCAGCCCCAGGCGCCCUCCAGCCCAAAUCGGCCAGCCAGCCCAAAUCGGCCAGCCAGCCCAAAUCGGCCAGCCAGCCCAAAUGUGCCCGCCAGGCCGCCACCACCGCCACCCCCGGCCCGCAGACCCAGCACACCAAGGCAGGGCCCUGUGGGCAGCGGUCGCCGGGAGUGUUACUUUGACACCGCAGCUCCCGAUGCCUGUGACAACAUCCUGGCGAGAAAUGUGACAUGGCAGGAGUGCUGCUGCACGGUAGGCGAGGGCUGGGGCAAUGGAUGCCGCAUCCAGCAGUGCCCGGGCACUGAGACAGCCGAGUACCAGUCAUUGUGUCCCCAUGGUCGGGGCUACUUGGCACCUAGUGGAGACCCCAGCCUCCGGAGAGAUGCUGACGAGUGCCAGCUCUUCCGGGACCAGGUGUGCAAAAGUGGUGUGUGCGUAAACACAGCACCGGGCUACUCAUGUUACUGCAGCAACGGCUUCUACUACCAUUCCCAGCGGAUGGAGUGUGUGGAUAAUGAUGAGUGCGCCCUGGAUAACGAUGAGGAGGAGCCGGCUUGUGAGGGUGGCCGCUGUGUCAACACCGUGGGCUCCUACCACUGCACCUGCGAACCCCCACUGGUGCUGGAUGGCUCCCGGCGCCGCUGUGUCACCAACGAGAGCCAGAGCCUAGAUGACAACCUCGGAGUGUGCUGGCAGGAAGUGGGAGCUGACCUUGUGUGCAGUCGUCCCCGGCUGGACCGCCAGGCCACCUACACCGAGUGCUGCUGCCUAUAUGGGGAGGCCUGGGGUAUGGACUGUGCCCUCUGCCCUGCCCAGGACUCAGAUGACUUUGAGGCCCUGUGCAAUGUGCUGCGCCCUCCUGCAUAUAGCCCCCCACGGCCCGGGGGCUUUGGACCCCCUUAUGAGUAUGGCCCAGACCUAGGCCCGCCUUACCAGAGCCUGCCCUAUGGACCCGAGCUGUAUCCACCCCCUGUGCUACCCUAUGACCCCUACCCACCACCCCCUGGUCCAGGACCCUUCCCUCGCCGGGAAGACCCUUAUCCACCGCCCCCAGGUCCAGGACCUUUCCCCCGCCGAGAAGAUCCUUACCCACCGCCCCCUGGUCCAGGACCUUUCCCCCGCCGGGAAGACCCUUACCCACCGCCCCCACCUCCUGGGCCCUUCCCUCGAAGAGAGGACCCCUACCUACCACCUCCUCCCCCUGGACCCUUCCCCCGCCGGGAGGAUCCCUACCCACCACCCCCUGGACCCUUCCCCCGUCUGGACGACCCCUACCCACCACCCCCCGGACCCUUCCCUCGUCGGGAUGACCCCUACCCUCCACCUCCUGGGCCUUUUGCCCGCCGGGAGGCCCCCUACGGGGUGCCCCCCUUCGACAUGCCAGACUUUGAGGAUGAUGAGGGAGAAGGUGUCUCCUACAGCGAAGCUGACAGUCCUGGGCCCUCCGACCCGGCCACCCGCUGGCGCUAUCGGCCCCGAGACACCCGAGGCUCCUUCUCUGAGCCCGAGGAGGCGACAGAAGGUAGAGGCUAUGCUGGCGCUGGCGCUCUGACUGGGCCCUACGAGGGGCUGGAGGCCGAGGAAUGUGGGAUCCUGGAUGGCUGCGCCCACGGCCGCUGUGUUCGUGUCCCCGAGGGGUUCACCUGUGACUGCUUUGACGGCUACCGCCUGGACAUGACUCGGAUGUCUUGUGUUGACAUCAACGAAUGUGACGAGGCCCCAGGAGACACCCCGCUCUGCGUCAAUGCUCGCUGCGUCAACACCGACGGCUCCUUCCGCUGCCUCUGCCGCCCCGGAUUCGCCCCCACGCACCAGCCUCACCACUGUGCGCCCGCGAGGCCCCGGGCCUGAGCCCCCAGCGCAUCCGGUGCCCUGAGCGCAGUUGGGGCCCCUCCUCAGCCACCUCUGAUCCCAGCCCUUACUGCUGACACGUCCGACCUGCGCCCAUGGCCUCCUUCACGUCCCUGCUCCGUUUUAUACAAGUUUUUUCAAUUAAAAACACCUAUUUUGUAA